AUGGCAGAAACCAGCAAAAAAGCUUGCAAAACCUUCACAAAAUCACAAGCUAUGUCACUCUUUAUUUUCCUUCUCUUUAUUGUUCCCCUUUCUGCUCGUCGUAUCAAAUCUCUGGCGAUAUUAGAGGUUCCUUUAGCAUCACAUGGAAGAGUCGUCCUUGAUUCUCAUACAAGAAACCAAUGCACCACCAAGUUCCACGGCGGAGCAACCACUACUUCUGUAGCUGCUGCUGGUGGUACCGCAACGGCAAGGAGUACAAACCGAGAAUUUCAGGCAGAAGCACAUAACGUUCCCAGCGGUCCGAAUCCUGAGGGCAACAGAUAA
Molecule: messenger RNA, 324 nt
Organism: Fraxinus pennsylvanica
Lineage: Eukaryota; Viridiplantae; Streptophyta; Magnoliopsida; Lamiales; Oleaceae
Source: the annotation of a GenBank genome assembly